AUGCCCCUGACUGCCAGUGCCAUGGACUUUUUUCAACUCUUUGUCCCUGACAAUGUACUAAAGAAUAUGGUGGUCCAAACCAACAUGUAUGCCAAGAAGUACCAGGAGAGGUUUGGUAGUGACGAUGCCUGGAUUGAUGUCACCUUGACGGAAAUGAAGGCCUUCUUAGGCUACAUGAUAUCAACCAGCAUCCACCACUGUGAGUCCGUUCUCAGCAUCUGGAGCAGCGGCUUCUACAGCAACAAGAGCAUUGCACUUAUCAUGACACAAUCACGGUUUGAGAAGAUCCUGAAGUACUUCCACAUUGUGGCCUUCCGCUCAAGCCAGACAACACAUGGCCUCUACAAAAUCCAGCCUUUUCUGGACUCUCUGCAGAAUGGCUUUGACUCAGCUUUUAGACCUUCGCAAGCCCAGGUACUACAUGAGCCCCUGAUUGACGAGGAUCCUGUUUUCAUUGCCACGUGCACGGAGAGGGAGCUGCGCAAGAGGAAAAAGAGGAAAUUCAGUCUCUGGGUUCGGCAGUGCUCAUCCACUGGCUUCAUCUGCCAGAUUUAUGUCCAUCUCAAAGAAGGGAGUGGUGCUGAUGGGCUGGAUGCUUUGAAGAACAAACCGCAGCUUCACAGUAUGGUGGCCAAAAGCCUUUGUCAGAACGCCUCUGGGAAGAACUACAUCAUCUUCACUGGCCCGAGCAUUACCAGCCUGAAUCUCUUCGAAGAAUUUGAGAAGCAAGAGAUCUACUGCUGUGGGUUGCUGAGUGCCAGGAAGAGUGACUGCACAGGCCUACCUCCAUCCAUGCUGAACAACCCUGAAACUCCCCAGUCCAGAGGACAGUACAGAAUAAGAAUGAAGGGAAACAUGUCCUUGAUCUGCUGGUACAAUAAAGGGCACUUUCGUUUUCUGACCAACGCCUAUUCACCGCUUCAACAAGGAGUUAUAAUUAAGAGAAAAAGUGGAGAAAUUCCAUGCCCAUUGGCGGUUGAAGCAUUUGCGGCUCACCUUAGCUAUAUCUGCAAAUAUGAUGACAAAUACAGCAAGUAUUUCAUUUCUCACAAACCAAACAAGACCUGGCAACAAGUAUUCUGGUUUGCCAUCAGCAUCGCUAUAAACAAUGCCUACAUCCUCUACAAAAUGUCAGAGGCCUACCAUGUGACAAGGUAUAGCCGCGCACAGUUUGGUGAAAGACUUGUAAAGGAGCUCCUGGGCUUGGAAGACACCUCACCCUCCCAUUGAUGCAUUGUUCUUGGUGGCGUAGGCAGGGGGUGGAGCGUAAGCAGAAGAAGAUACCACACGUGGAACGGCAAAGCAAGGAACUUGUGACACCACCAGUGCUGUCCUUAUCCAAAAAUGCCAAGUGAUGCCAGUAGAGAGGUGGAAACUUUGUUCCUAGUAGCAGCUGGAUGUAAACGUGUCCUGCAGAACGUGCCACUGGAAAAGCUGACACAAAAUUGCAUAUGUGAAUGCCCUGUGGGAAUCUGUCCACCAGAAACAGACUUAAAUUAGUCAUCAUCUCAAUACUGUUGUUGAACAGGGUCAUGUUGUAAAGUUCCUCUUGGGCUAAGAGCUUGUCAUAAGCUGACAUAGCUCAGCAGUCCUAGGCGGGCAUUACAGAAAACUCUAUACCUUACUUGGAGUUAUUCAAUUCUGGGACAAGCAACGUAAGUCUGCACCAUGGGCUGUGAUUGAGAGUGCCUGCCAUCCUGUAAGGCAUCACUGCUGUCCUCCCAGUGUGCUAAACAAAGCAGUUCAGAUACACGAACACUGAAGCAAGCGUACCGACAAACAAAACCUUCACAGGCAGGCAGCCAGGAACUGAGGACCAGUUAAGAUUUUUGCUUUCUGUCUUUUUUUUCUUUCUUUGUUUUUUUUAUUAAUGUAAUGUAAGACAAUUUGAUCCCAGUUAGAACACAGCAAAAUUAGGGGAAACCAAAUACAUUAGUGAAUUUAAAAUAGAAAUACAUUACAUUGAUUUUCUUUUUUAACCAGGAUGAAACAUUUUAUACACAAACAAACAAUGAGUAAUACUGUAAGUAUUAACAGUGAGUAAAACCAGUAAGUAAUACUGCCUCGCAUUUUAACUGCCACAGUCAGUGUACAGGUGAGAAAUCAGAAUAUAACAAUUAUAUUUUUUCUUUAUUUCAACUGUAUUUUAAACGUUGCUUAAAAAUCUAAUGUAAUGGACUGUUAAGUUUUUAGGAACAACAGUUUCUUUCUUUUCUUUUGUAACUGUCAAGACCUUUUUGGUCCAUUUUAGAACUUAAUUUGGCACACAGUUGGCAGGAAAAAAAUAAGUCACUAAUAGCAGUGUGUUUCCCAUUAUCACUGCGGGGUGUUCUGUAGGAAUUCUUCUUGUUAGAAUUCAGGGCUUGUCACAGUAGCUGUAAUUAAGCAGAUUACGUGUUUAGCAAAAUAACAUAGCAUUGUGUUUUACAAAAAGAACGAAGUCCAGUUGCAACCAGACCUUAAACCUCACUAAAACAGAGCAAGCCCAAAGAGUUCUCCUGUUCUGAGUAACACUGUAGAGGACAAGCAUCGUCAUGAGCUGGUGCCCAUGGCUGAAACGCUACGUUUUGGUGCUGGGGGAAUCUGAAGGCCGCUGAAGCUUUGGAAAAUAAUGCCGAGAGAGAGAGGUAUGAUUGAAACAAGGGAGAAUUGAUACUGAGGUGAAAUACUACCCUGCCCUCUACACAUUACUGAUUUCAGUCCACAACUCGAUCAGCAAAAAACUCUGUAUUCUAAAGGUUAGCGGUGAUGGACACAAACAGAAUUGCAUUAACUUACAGGGCAGAAACCGUGUUGCUUAGAGGACCAGGUGGUUUUAGGUCCCCAAGCCUGAAAGGUUUUACCAAAGAAUGACUUGGGUUGAUUCAAGAGGAAGGGAGUGAUUGACUGAUUUCUUUAUCAGUGUAAACCUCACCAGGUUAUAUGUAUCUAUCUGGCAAGAGACAAUAGAGGGUAACCAACAUGAAUUUGAGAACUCCCCAGAUUUCAUCACUAUGUGAUGUGCAAGUGCAUAGCAUGUAAAUCAUAACAGAGGAAGAAUCCAGCAAGGGUUAGUAAAUUACUGACUAGCCCAAAGAGCACCCUUGCACCGACAUCUUGCUAUUUCUACCAAAGUCUUAUUUUUUUGGAGUAGACUUAGAGACAGAUCUCACCUGGUUGCAGGGAGAGUAAGGGGAUGGCCAACUCCAUGGUGGUUCUGCUUGCAAUACAGCCUGGAGACUGUCCUACACGUCCUGCUCUGCCUGCCAGCUGCAUGAUGUACAGCAGUGGGUUUCCUAAGCAUCCCUUUUCACUUCUCAGUCCACAAGGUCUCCAUCUGGGAAAUGUGUGAGAAAGCACAAAAUCUUGUGCAUUGAGGCCUCCUAGUCUCAAAAGGAAGGAGAGGGUUUGUACCACUCCAGUCCUUGGCAAUGCCAAGCUGCAUAGGAGCCCAAGGAUGAGUUCAAAACUUCUUGUCCCUGCAGAGAACUGAGACCACCCCUCUUCAGACUGAGUGUGUGCAGUAGCUCGUUCUUGGCAGUUUUUUAAGUAUUCAAAGGGGGAGAGGAGCUAGCAUGAAAAACAAAUGUUAAGCAAUAUAAGCCCACGGUUUCCAGUUUUCUUAGGAAACUCCACAGAGGUACCUGGAGGCAAAUAGUGUUCUUAGUGUUAGCUCUCUGCUUCAGACAAUGCCAGUCCUGUAAAUUUAUUUCGUUGUCAAAAUCGGGGCAGUAAGGAAAGGUCUGACUGGAACUUUGCUGAUGGAGCAGUUUGAAUAAACAGUAGCUGCUGGGAGUCCAGCUUCCUUGCAUUUCCCUGCAAUGCCGGAGGAUUUGCAAGAUGCACACGCCCCCAGCAGAGACGGCAAGGUUUGCAGGACCUCCGAGGAGCCACGUGGCAGUUCUGAGGAGGCAGCACAGCACUCCCCAGGUAUGUCGUAGCCCCCUGAGAUAGAUCUGGAGCCCUUGGCCAAUUGUUACGUUACUCUGUAUGCUUAAAGGCUUGGAUCUAGGCCAUCUCAUACAGUAAAAUGCCUUUUCUUUUUCAGGUAACAGUAGGUCCAAGGCCUUGGAAUGUUUCAUUUUCCACUAACGUGGGCUGUUAAUUAUGUGGAUUACUUGAGCUAAAAUCAUGAGGUCCUAGCUUUUUGCCUCAGGGACUGGGUCCUGAGUAGUUUUCCCUAGAAUUGGUGUUGACGGGGGAUUACACAGUGGCUGACUAUUACAGGGAAGAUGCUUUAGUCUCCUUUGUAAAGGAGAAAAAUGGAGACAAAAUUAUAGCUUUGCAAUGAAUUUCAUUUUUCUUAGCCUUAACCAUCCCUCAUCAUUUUGAACUGGUGCCCUAAACAUGCACAAACAUUCCAUAAAUAAGCAAAAAUAUUUAUAUAUAUUUAUAUGUAGAAAAUGCCUGAAUUUUGGCUCUUGAAGCCACAAGCAAAAGCCACCAAAGCAUAGUCUAUAUCCACAGAUGACUAUUCCACCUCAUCUUCUCCAUUUAUUGACUGGGAGUGGAUAGGUUUUGGGAAAGUUAAGAUUUCUCCUUGUUGAAAAAGCAUCUUGCACUUUCUCUACGUUACUACAAACGAGGCAAAGUAAUUAAGGAAGAAGCUGAAUCAUUUUUAAAAGUUUGUUAACUGCAGCUCAGCUUCUGUAGCAUUUCCUUUACUGCAAACUGGCUUACUGAGAUUUGGUUCCCCACCUGCUUGUAACGUUAAAGCUUCUCCCUAGUUAAAGGAAC
This is a messenger RNA of Aptenodytes forsteri (emperor penguin), 4716 nucleotides long. It is a transcript of the gene PGBD5, whose product is annotated as piggyBac transposable element derived 5. NCBI's taxonomy places the organism in Eukaryota, Metazoa, Chordata, Aves, Sphenisciformes, Spheniscidae. The transcript is spliced from 6 exons. The coding region runs from base 1 to 1230 and encodes 409 amino acids. Gene Ontology annotation, molecular function: transposase activity. Gene Ontology annotation, biological process: non-replicative DNA transposition. The record is from RefSeq and is a predicted model, not a curated record. Gene Ontology annotation, cellular component: nucleus.